Messenger RNA from Drosophila innubila, 1851 nucleotides. RefSeq lists its product as uncharacterized. Bases 1 to 1851 code for a protein of 616 amino acids. NCBI's taxonomy places the organism in Eukaryota, Metazoa, Arthropoda, Insecta, Diptera, Drosophilidae. The transcript is spliced from 3 exons. The record is from RefSeq and is a predicted model, not a curated record.
AUGAAACUGCAAAGUUGUGAAAAAGUAUUGAAAAAGCUGCUGAUUUUUCUGCUGCUGCUGCUGUACAGAACAACGGCCUGGACACCUCAGGAGCAUUCCCGCCAGGAGUCUAAGCUGGUUAUCAGACUGGAACAUGUACUUAACCUGAUCCUCACACGCACCUGUGCGGAGAACAACAUGAGCAUCUUUCUCAGCACCGAGUACAGCGAAGAAUUGCAAUUACGGGAACAGCGUCUGGUAGAACGGGUGCUGGGAAAGGUCCUACGUCGGCAUAGUCUGGAAGCCCAGGUACCGAUUGUAAUGGAUCGAAAGCUGCAAAGUCCACUCAAUUUACAAGUUCAACUAAUGCUCUUUUUUGUGGAAGACACGCAACAAUUUAUGAGAUCUGUGAUUGGCAAUGCGGGCGCCACAGCGACGCACAAGCACAAAAUUCUAGUGGUAAUGCUGGCGAAGAGAGGUGACGAGACAGAGACCCACAAGGAAAUGUCGCAAAUUUUCAGUUAUAUGCUGCUUGAACGCUACAACACGGAUGUCUUGAUAAUCCUCGCACAAUUGCAACUUGCAACUUUAAGGAUCUAUACAUUUUUUCCAUUUGGACGUGAGUGCGAGUCGAUUGAACCGGUGAUUCUGCCACUUCAGCAGGCGCAUCUAGCUCAGCUUUAUCCGCCCAAGUUGCACAAUCUUCUUAAUUGUCCUCUUCACGUCAUUGUCUGGCAAAUACCGCCCUACAUUGAAGUACAGCCAGAUUUUCAGAGUUUUCAGGGCUGGGAUGCACAACUGCUCAAAUUGCUGGCAAGGAAGUUGAACUUUCAGGUGGUUCUAGUUCCAAAUGAUCCACCGCAUUUAUUUGGUGGGGAAUCACAUAUGAAUGGCACUUUUACAGGUGCAUAUGGGAUGCUACGAGAGCGUCGUGCCAAUUUGACCUUGGGAUGCACCGCCUGUCAGCUGGCACGAUCGAAAUAUUUAUCCAACUCGGGAUCGUACAAUCAGAUGGAGUACAUUAUCGUGUUGCGUGAGGGAGACGCCUAUAGUUACUAUGAGAUCAUGUUGUUUCCCUUCAAGAGCAGCACUUGGUUGUUGCUACUCUUUUUGGUGCUGCUUCGUUUCCUUUAUCGUUUCACUGAUGAAGUCAUCGCUGAUUUCUUUGCUCCUUUGCCUGCACCCGUUCAUCUUGGUUGGAUUAUGUUGCUGUUUGUGCUGCGCAUCGGUUAUGAGGGAUCCAUCUUUAAGUUUGUACACAAUGCUCCAGUGCGUCCGUUGCCUCAGUCCUUGGAGCAGGCAUUGCUACAGGAUUACAGCUUUAUAAUGGACCAGUCCACGAGAAGAAUGAUAGCUCCUUUGCCCGCUUUGGACGACCGUUCGCGAGUACUGCCCGGUCGCGCCGUGGACAUGUUCGAACAGUUCCUUCGACUGCCUGAGAAUAGUCGCACUGGACUCCUCACCAGUCGCGAUUUCCUCGCCUAUCACCUGUUUAGGCAUCGGGAGCAGCGCAAUCGGUUUGUCAUCCUGGAGAGGAAACUACUGAAUAAUAUAGUCUGCAUGCAUCUGCCUUUGGGCUCCUAUCUGACCAGAAUCAUCGGCCAGCUGCUCUUUGAUUUGCGCAGCUUUGGCAUCUGCCAACAGCUCACCAAGCUUCCCAGUUGGGCCACCGCAUCCUCCACCACAUCCUCGCGUGCCCGUCCAUUGACCGAAGCCCCUAAGGAUCACCUCGCCGAGUCCAUGCACUUUCUUCAAGCCGCCGUAUAUGGCCUUCUCUUCGCUGAAUCUCUAAUCCUCUGCAUUUUCCUCUUGGAGCUGCUUAGCCUGCAUCCUCAAUUUCACUGGCUCAACUGGUUCUUUCACCGACUCUAG